Molecule: messenger RNA, 719 nt
Organism: Magnolia sinica
Lineage: Eukaryota; Viridiplantae; Streptophyta; Magnoliopsida; Magnoliales; Magnoliaceae
Product: nascent polypeptide-associated complex subunit beta-like
Exons: 1
Coding region: 54-719 (221 amino acids)
Cellular component (GO): cytosol; nascent polypeptide-associated complex
Source: RefSeq, a predicted model, not a curated record
AGCUCUUACGUUGUUGCGGCGUCUUCUAUCCACAAAAAACCCCCCCUACGAAGAUGAAUUGGGAGAAGCUCAUGAAAAUGGCCAGUGCCGUUCGCACUAGUGGAAAGGGGAGCAUGCGAAGAAAGAAGAAGGCUGUUCACAAGACCACAACAACAGAUGACAAAAGGCUUCAGAGCACCCUGAAGAGAAUAGGGGUGAAUGCAAUCCCAGCCAUUGAGGAAGUCAAUAUCUUCAAGGAUGAUGUUGUCAUUCAAUUUCAGAACCCAAAAGUGCAAGCCUCAAUCGCUGCCAAUACAUGGGUGGUUAGCGGUUCUCCUCAGACGAAAAAGCUUCAGGAUCUACUACCUAGGAUCAUCAAUCAAUUAGGGCCUGACAACUUGGAUAAUCUAAGGAAGCUUGCAGAGCAAUUCCAGAAGCAGGCACCAGGUGUCGUCCCCACAGAGGCAGAUGACGAUGAUGAUGUGCCAGAGCUUGUACCUGGAGAGACAUUUGAAGCAACCGCAAAUGAUGGCAAAGCUUCUCAAGAGUUUUCAAUGGAGUUUUUAUUUUUCAUUUUUACCUACCUUGUUAAGUUUUUAUUACUAUUGCUCGAAAUACUGAAGAAAAAAGGCAGGUAUUUUGGUGUUGUUAGAAACCAUGGUAGAGUUUCUACGGUUCAAUUCAACGGUUCGGAUCUACGGUUCGGUUCAAUGGUUCGGAUCGGUUCUACAGAGCCCUAA